ACUAAUUGAUCUGAAGGAGAAGGAAUGUAGGCAGGAGGCAAGCUGUUCACAGUGAAGUCUCUCGCAGCAGCUCUGAAGAUGUUCCUGCUACUUUCAUUCCUCGCAGUUAUCUCAGGCAUUUGCCCCAUGACAACCAAGGAGGUCUAUGUCAGAACUGGUGACCUGGUGAUGCUGCAAUGUGGCAAGUGUAAAUAUGAUGGUACUGUCGUGCUUUGGAAACUGGAGGCUGGCCAAAAGACACAACUCUACAGCAACAUGUCAGCGUCCGAGCAGCAGCGGCUUGGUUUGGUUCUGUUUCAGGACAGCCUUGUGAUUCUCAGUGCCACUUUAAACCAUCAGGGGAAUUACUCGUGUGGUCCGCUCAGGAACACCGGGUGCCAGAUGGAGUUCAGGCUCACAGUAUACUCAGAGUUGUCCAGAGAGGCUGAGUUUGGAAACAGAUACAGUCAAACAUGUUACAAAAACCAAACCUGCGAACUGAACUGCCCUGAAGAAAACCUCCCCAUUCUGUGGGAGCUGCUGGGAAUCGCAUGGCACAAGGACAAUGGUGAGAUCUCAGAAGAUUACUUCCUAAAUGUUGAUGUAGAGAAAAGUGGAGUCUACAUCUGCACCAGGUCUUUCUUGUAUUCUGGUCAAACAUACAACACUUCCUUCACAGUGGUGCUUGAUGUCCAAACAGAAAAGCCUCUGACAAACUUAGGAAUCUUUUCACCAAUGAAUGGUAAAGUUUUUGAAGUAGAGCUUGGCAAAACAGCAGAGAUUACUUGUACGGCCCUCAUAGACUCUAGCGACGGUUCUUCGCUGUUCUGGUUGAGAAACGACGAAUUUGUGGAAAACAACGACACCCUUCGUUACUUCUACAACGAUACAUACUCAAAAAACACGUCGGUGGACGACGUCAUUUGGGUGAGCGCAACUUUAGUCUUCAGAGAAGUGUUGGAAGAGGAUCUGUCUGCAAAAUUCAGCUGCAAACUGGAAAGUGCUGAACUCACACGCUUCGUCUCAGUCACCCUGGAUAAAACAGCUGGCCCUUCAGCAGUUAUUCUAACUGCAUGCGUCGCCUGCAUCGUGGUGGUGAUGGCUGUGAUUGUUGCUACAUAUGUGAAGUUUAAAAUUGACGUCACACUUUUCCUAAGAGACAAACUUGGUUCUAGCGGUUGCCAGAACAACAAGUCAGAUGAAAAAAGCUACGAUGCGUUUUUGAUGUGUUAUAAAAGCGUCACUGAUGAAGGACUGAGUGAGGAAGACAGAAAAUGCCUGGCGAGUACUUUGGAAGAUGAGUUUGGUUACAGCAUCUGUCUUUUUGAUCGAGAUGUCUUACCUGGUCAAGUUGCAGCCCAGGCCGUGUUGGACUGCAUAGAGCAGAGCCGGGCUGUGGUUUUGGUUCCCAGCUUUCCAGAUCCUGAACCAGGAAGUGCAGUGCUAAGCGCCAUCCACGCUUCUCUAGUGGAGCGGAAGACUCGCUUGAUUUUCAUAAACACAGAGCAGACGGAGGCGUCGGCGUCAGGUUCGUUUCCAGAGGCUUUGCAGCUUCUGAGUAAAGCUGGGAACAGUGUCACCUGGAAGGGACGGCCGCCCUGCACCUCCUUCUGGAAGCAGCUGCGUUAUCACUUACCGGCCCCACAGCAAACACCAAAAAUGCAACUUUUAUCACAUGAUUGCUAAGAUAAUGGGUGUCGUGGAGGCACAGGGGAAAGUGUGACCCAUGUAUGGACUCGGCCAUCGCGGGUUCGAGUCCCGGCCUGACGACUUGUGCUGCAUACUUUCUCAUGAGCCACUUUCCUGUCUGGCAACUGCUAAAUAUUUACCUAAAAGCUUGGAUGAUACCUGAUACCACCUUUAACAGAGCAAAGGGCCAAAACAGACAAUCUCAAAAAGACUGCAAUGAGCUCCAAGAACAACUGGAAGCUUCUUGGUGAGAAAGUGACAGCUGUUGGAGCAAUUACUGAAAAAUGGAAAAAAUACUAAAUUACCAUCGUUCACCUUGUGUUUGGAGCUUCAUUUCUGGUCUUGACUAUAGACCAUAAAAGGUGGAACCUUGAAUUAGAAAUCUAUUGAUGAGUCCUGGAUGAGUCUUCCAGCAAUAAAUGUAGAUAUAAUGCUAAAAGAAACAUGAAGGGGCCAGAGGUGCUUUAUGGUUAUGAAUUAACCAGUCUCGAUAUCUUUAAUCCUGCAGAAAAUCUGCAAAUUCAAAUUAGGCUUUGCUAAGGGAUAAAAACUGUAUUCUAUUCAACAGUCAAACAUUGUUAUUGUUCAUGUAAUUUAUGUUUUUCCUGACUGAAUUACUAUUGUUCUGUUUCCCCUUGUUUAAGUGAAACUGCCCUACAUCUAUGAGACAUUAGAAAGUUCUUUUGUUUAAAAGUAAGUAGCAGAAAAACUGCAGGGAUCAAUGUAUCACCUUUAGUCAUCCAAGUAAUGGGAUUUCAUCACAAUAUGACUGAGUAGUAAACUUUAUCUGUCAUGUGUUUUGCUGUUGCUGCUUACGCCGCCCAAGUUACUCUAUGCAAAAAGAAUAGCAGUCGUUCUGACCAGCUAAAAUAUGUGCCAUGGUUUUUGUCUUCCUGAAAAUGAUUUUAAGUUUUUCUUUUCCUUCACUUGAUGGCCCUUUACGCUGCUGUACGAGCAGAUCUUGUCUUCUAAUUUAGAUUUUAUUGAUGAUAUGACUUAUUGUGUUUUUUUUAGAAUUAACAGCUUUUCAUCGCUGUCAAUUCUAUAUUCUUUUGCUAAGAUUUCUUCAACAUGUUUUCACUGAAUCGUGAAUAUCUAGUCAAAAUAACUUCCAUCCAUCCAUUAUCUGUGCACCCUUGUCCCUUUUGGUGCAGCUGCGUUCCGGGCGAGAGGCGGGGUACACCCUGGACAGGUCGCAGUCAAAAUAACUUUCUGUCCACAAAUGAAGUCCCAGAACUGUAAAAUGUGAAGAAUGUGUGACUUUGCUCAUUGUAACCUGUUUAUAUGAAAGCUGCCAAAAGGCAUGAAAAGUGUAAGACAAAUGAAAGGUUUUUGUUUGAAUACAUACAUAAUCUUAUUUCUUUUUUUUUUUUUAUGAUGUUAAUUUACUAGUAGUAAUAAUUUUGAUUAUUGAUUAGUAAAAACUUUCUGGAAUAAAGUAUAUUCAAUUUGUUUUCACCA
Messenger RNA from Poeciliopsis prolifica (blackstripe livebearer), 3129 nucleotides. RefSeq names its product interleukin-18 receptor 1-like. The coding region runs from base 79 to 1665 and encodes 528 amino acids. NCBI's taxonomy places the organism in Eukaryota, Metazoa, Chordata, Actinopteri, Cyprinodontiformes, Poeciliidae. The transcript is spliced from 10 exons. The record is from RefSeq and is a predicted model, not a curated record. Gene Ontology annotation, biological process: signal transduction.